Messenger RNA from Schistocerca nitens (vagrant locust), 561 nucleotides. Its product is annotated as acid shock protein-like. The record is from RefSeq and is a predicted model, not a curated record. NCBI's taxonomy places the organism in Eukaryota, Metazoa, Arthropoda, Insecta, Orthoptera, Acrididae. The coding region runs from base 1 to 561 and encodes 186 amino acids. The transcript is spliced from 3 exons.
AUGGCGAGGGCGGGUUCAGCGGGCGCCUGGCGAGGGCAGCGCGGCCUGUCAGCUGCAGGGCGUGGCACGGCAGCGUCCCCCGUCCCGCUAACAACGCCUGUCGCUGCCGCCGCCGCCGCCGCCGCCGCCGCCGCCGCCGACAGUUUAUCGACUGCCUCCCCCUCCUUCCCGUCCCCCUUCCCGGCAGGGCCACCCCCUAGCGGGCCGCCAGAUCACACGAAUUUCACGGCCGUGUACCGUAACACAGCGCGCCGCCAGAGCUACCAACCUAGUCAAUCGGCAGAAAUUAAAGCUCUGUCUGCCAAGCAAGAAGCUCAGGCUGCCAAGCAAGAAGCUCAGGCUGCCAAGCAAGAAGAUCAGGCUGCCAAGCAAGAAGCUCAGGCUGCCAAGCAAGAAGCUCAGGCUGCCAAGCGAGAAGCUCAGGCUGCCAAGCAAGAAGCUCAGAAGGAGGGUGGUCGGGAGAAGGUCAAGAGACAAGAGUGCAGGGUUUGUCAGAAUAAUGGACGUGACAAGGACGUAAGCUGUCUAGAGACGCGCAACCAUCAAGGCAGUUGCCUCUAG